GGAAAAACGUUCGCCGUCUGUGGGAAUCGAACCCACGACCACAUGGUUAAAAGCCAUGCGCUCUACCGGCUGAGCUAAGACGGCUCGACAAUCUUUCUUCACGAUUUAUAUAUAGCUCUUGUACACACUUUUUUAAAACAACAAGACCAAGCUCAAAAUUUUUAGGCUAGUCGGUCACCGCUGGGUGCAGAGCAGAAGAAACCGCAGCUUCUCCAGCAAUGGCCGAAAUCUCAGAAGCUCAUGACUCCGAUUCCUCCAAAUCAACGGACAAUGCUAGUGAAGCACCAACUCAACCCGAAUCGGAGCCUGAGUUCAACCCGAAGUUAAUGCGUAAAACCAAACCCGGAUUGAAGCGCCUUUUCCUUACCUUCUCCGUUCUCUUCUCUUUCCUCCUAGGUUUGCAAUUCUUAUGGAAAUCUGUCGAGAUCUACCGUUCUCCGCUUCCGUUUCGCGAAAUCGACUCGCUCUCGACUCAGCUCGGCUCGGAUCAUUUAAUCUUCCCGCUCCAUUUCCAUGCCCUUUUCGUCGGCUUCGACUCCGAUCCAGAUCGCCUCCGUCUGUCAAUCCUCUCCGAAAUUACCAAGCUAACCUCUCAAAACCCUAAAUGCUCCCAUAACUACACUCUCUCCGUCACUGUCGACUCCGGCUCCCAUUGCCUCCACUCCCCGACCACAUCUCCACAUUCGUGUUCAUACCAGUGCGGAUCGAUUACCGCCAUUGAUUUUGAUCAGAACGAUGACGUGGCGAUCGAUGAAAGGUUGGUGCCAGUUUUUGGUGGGAAAACUAAUGAGUACAGUGUGGUGGUGGUGAAGGGUGAGAGUGAAAGAGCUGUUGUGGGGAAGAAUAGGCGCGCGUGGGUGGUUGUUGGCAGUGGCAGGGAGGUGGAGAUAGCUGUGGUGAAGGUUGCUGAGGUGUUGGUAAAGGUGUUUGUGAAUGGAGGGAGAGAGGAAGGGUCGAUUCGCAAUGAGUUUAUGCCUGUGGGAGCUGAUGGGAGGAUCGUUCUUUCGUUCAAUUUGCUCAAUGCGGAUCCACGUGAUUGGGUUUAUGAUUGGGAUUUUCGAAAGAUUGAUAAUAAUUUAUUGGCCCCUAUGAUUGAGGCUUUGGGGCCUGUGGCAAACAUCAGUGUAGAAAGUCAGGUUUUGUACCACACACCAAAGGCCUCAUUCUCGUAUUGGGAUCAACAGUUGCAGAGCUAUGUCUUUAGUACCAAAGAUCUUCCUUUCUUUGUAAAUUCUAAUGAAUGGCACUUGGAUACUUCAAUUGCGGCUGGUGGACGAUCAAAGAUACUGCAAUUUGUGGUAUAUGUACCAUCUGCAAAGGAAUGCCCUCUUCUUCUCCAGCUGCCAAAUGGGGAGAUUUCUAAUACAAAUGGCUUUAUAUCCCCAAUGUGGGGAGGUGUUAUUGUUUGGAACCCCCAGGGAUGUCUGAAGGAUGAUAACAAGCCCACUGCCAGGCGCACAAUUCCCAUGCAGGAUCUUGAGAACAUGUUUGAAGUGUUCACUGGGCAGUUUCGGCAACUUUUUGGAUUCAAGUCUGUCAAUAUUUAUGCUGGUGCAUCGGGCGUUUGGAACCUUUUACCUAGCGAAAGAGGUUUUACUGAGUGGGAAUUGGAUGUAUUGUCACGGCAGCACACAUGUUUUAAUCUUCAUUCAUGUGCUUCAACACUUGGAUCUCUCUCAAGAUUGGUUCAAUCACUGCCGAGGAUGAUUAUUAUGGAUGAGAUAGGAAAACAGGUGAAGUUUUCUCUUGAGGCAGCAAAGCUGGCGCAAAGUAAUGCUUCUAAUGGAGUAUAUGAAUCUUCAGCUGACUACCCUAGCAAACAAUUUACACUCUUUUGUCAGCUUCCUCAAGGCAAGCAAGGUCUCUGGCAGAGGAUGCUUUUUUCCACCCAUCUAUUAUGUCUGUCAGCUACUAUUCCUUCGAGCACUGUUUUGCUGUCUACUCGCCAUUUUUUCUGCCGGUUUCUAUGCAUGUUGUGCUUGCAGCUCUAAGCGAACGGAGAAGAUAUAGAAAAGAAAAGUCAAAGUAUCUAGCUUGGAAGGCUAAAGCAAACGCAGCAUCUUGAGUUUUUCUGUGGAUCGAAGAUUGAUAUCAAGCAAAGGCUCCAACAGUUGGAAAGGAAGAUGCCGGAGGAAAUUGACAAUUUAUUCACAUGAGAAUCCACAAUUUUGAAACACAUUAUACAUGCUUGUAUCCGUAGCAAUUACCUGAUGUCAUAUGCCGUAGAAAAUUUAUCGAGCAGUGUUGAAUUUGAGAGUAUUUCUAUAAGCACAAGUUUUGGAUAUAUACCGAGUGUUGUUGGUCAGUGACGAAACAACAGUUCAUGCUAAAACGCAGUGUGUAUACUUGAUGCCAAUCUUUUCUAGUUCGAUUGAAGACUGCCAAAGGGAAACGAAAACCAUUCCCUUGAAGAUGAAAAUCAACUGUCACCUCGCAUCAAUCAGAAUGUUAAGAGGUAGAUUUGUCACUUCGCAAAAAAUCACACAAAAGUGUUAAAAGAGGCAGAUUUGUCACAUUUACAUUCUCAUUAUUAAAUUUGGCAAUUCGUGUUAUGUCCAUGUUUGAUUCGUGUUUAAACAUAAAAAUUGUCAUAUAAACUCGUAUCGUUAAAAUUUAAACCACGUCUUUGUGUGUUUUUCAUAACAUUAUUUAAAUUACUGGAUCUACAGAACACAAAAUGCGUUGCAUGUAAAAUUUUGCUGAUUCCAUACUCCAUAGAGGGAAGAGGAAACCUGAUGAGACUUCUCCAAUUAGUAAUAAGCAGAAGUUACAAAACAAAAACUGUA
Messenger RNA from Durio zibethinus, 2786 nucleotides. The record is from RefSeq and is a predicted model, not a curated record. NCBI's taxonomy places the organism in Eukaryota, Viridiplantae, Streptophyta, Magnoliopsida, Malvales, Malvaceae.